AUUGUUGGCCUUAUCUCAUUAUCGGCUUCCGUCUUGUGCAGCUGGCUGCUUGUUCCACAGUUGUCUCCAGUAGCUUCUCAUGCCCGUGCUCGCCUCCGGCAAAGAAUCACCAUGGAUCUCGGCGGACUCCCUGAGCUGCGGCUGGUCAAGUACGCCCGUCUGCAAUCAUGUCUGACAUGGCCAGUUGCGAUGGGGAUGAACACCCUGAACGAGUUCUACCACAACAAGCCGGACAAUCGGGUGGCGGGGUUCAAGGACAGGCGCCACCGACGCCAACUUCUAGAAUUUCAGUUAAGAGAGCCGUUGAAGUAAUUCAAUCAUUUGAUGAUUACAAGAGGUGGUUGGUAACUGAAUAGGUUUUGGUGGUAUGCUGAAGCUCCCUGCCAUACUGAAAAUGAACCUUAAAUUCAGUGCAUGGUUAAUGAGUAAAGUCAGUGUUAAGCACCGUGCUAUUAUACUGUUAGCCACGAAGAUUCUGAAGUUUUGGGCAGAUGAUGUGCACAAGGUUUUCGGUAUCCCAUGCGGUCACCGGAAUGUAAGAGGCCGUGAUGGUUUUAUAAACCCUGAGGCCAUACAGUUCAUAAAAAACACACUUGGGAUGGACAAGACAGGGGCGCACAGUCUCAAGGCGGCAGAGCAAUUCCUUCUCAGGGACAUAAGUGAAUCAUCUAGCAAGCUUGAGAAGGAUUGCUUUCAGAUUGCAUUCGUCAUUUUCGUAAUGGGUCAUGUUUUGGCCCCAACAACCAAACAUGACUAUGGCACGAUAGACUAUUGGGGUGCACUUGCUGAUACGGAAAGUAUAUCACAGUUCAACUGGUGCGAGUAUGUUCUUGAGUGUUUGAUGGAGGUAGUCCGUCGGCUAAAGAAUGACAUGACGGCAGGCAACAUGUCUACUAAUUUGGUUGGUUGCCACUUGUGGUUACAUGUGUUUUUCCUCGACAAUGUUGAUUUAGGGAUGUUCAACAAGAAGCAUGAUGUCCUCCCUCGGAUAAGUGACUUUGACCAAGCAACCAUGAAAAAUAUGAUAAGUAUGUCAACUGACAUUGGCACCAGCGUCCUGUCAUUCUACAACUGUAAGUUCCGCCAUGACGAUGACGUAUGCUAUACUCGACGGAAGCAUCCAGAAUGCGAUCCUAAAAUCAACAUCCAAGGAGCAGGCUUUGGCAAUGACGACGUAUGUAUUGGUGAUGAUACGGCAGCAGUGGCAAUGGGAGUGAAUGAAUCGUCUCCCAAUCUGGAGGUGCAAACACCUCUUCGCGCCCUUGGACCAAUUGAUUUUGCGCAGCAUCUACAAAGGCGGUACCCUAGCAUGGCGUCGCAUCUUCUAUCUAUUUUGUUGAGGGAGCAGAAUGCCAGGUGCCAGCGCGAAAUCAAUACAGCCCGUGCUAAUACCCAGGCUGACAUGAUCAAGUUUGUCGAUAAACUCAUGGAUUUACUCAGCACAAGGUGCAUAUGCUGCACAGCUAGGGGCUUUACUAAUUGCCCAGCUAGAGCUGUUGAUAUACCAACAGGAGCGGAGGUGUUGAGGACUCCUGCAGGUCCUAAAAUUUCUGGAGUGAGACUUGAUAUGUCGGCAUGCUCCGAUGGCAACCCCACGUUAAGGACGACGCGUGAUGAAUCAACAUCUCACCAGCAGGAAAAGAGGCAGCGGACUGCCGAAACGACUAUGAUAUUUCUUAGAGAUCAAAUUGAAUGCUUUGCUAAACAUGUGCUGCAACAGAUUUGUGAGUUGUUCAUUGAUCUCCCGAAUGAUGGGAGCACCACUGUAUUUGGGGAGAGGACGAAUGGACUCCCAGGACGCAAAUAUGUUUAUAGGCCUGGUUUCCAGACUGGCCCCUGGACAAGGGGUGUUAUCCCUUACCCUCCAACGCCAGCGGUUAAGGACCUUUUAGUUGAGUUCUUUGCCACGUCAUCAGCUCACCACCUGUCAAGGAACUUUCUUGUUCAUGAGAAACCUCGGUUCAUACGCAUAUCAGGGGUCACAUUGAAAGAACAGCUGGUCGGGGAUGCGGCAAUCGACCAUGAGCUCAUGUCCAUCAUCAUCCGUCGUUAUUCCCAGGCGGACCAGGAAGCUGACAAGGAAUCACCGUAUCUCUCAUGGAGGCACCCAAUUGAACCUGAGUUCUCGACUUUUGUCUUAUCGGAUUUCGAUUAUCUGCACACAAAGUCGAUUCAGAACCAGCUAUGUGCUAAUGAGCUGAAGUAUGAUAUUACAUCAUCACAGCUGUUCUUCACUCCCGUGCCUAGGCCUGAAGGUUGGAUGGUGGUUUUCUGGGACAUGAUCAAACGGUUCAUCACCGUCAUCGAUCCUCUAUACACCAAGCAAUGCCCACAGCCUCCGACACAGCAACGAGAUGAGAUAAUUGCGUGGAAGCUUCACUAUGCUCUGUUCCACUGCCUUAAUGAAUACUAUGCUGGAUGGCCAACAAGCAAACAUGGUUGGACUGUGAAGUUCAUGCCAGUCAGUGACAACAUAGUUACUCGACAUGAAACUGGUGCUUGCAUCAUCCAUAUUGCUCGCCAAUUUGAUGGGGAAAAGCUCAAGUUGCCCAUCACGAAGGAAUCUAGCAAUCAGCGCUCCAUGGUUGCUGAAAUCAUUUUCCCUCUGCUCUGGGAGAACAUAUGGAUCUGAAUCUGGUAGACCACUAUCAACGAUAGCGUGCACAGGUGUCCUUGGGCUAUCUUCCAAAGCAUCGUUCUGAUUCCUAGCCAUGUCAAUUCCUUCUGUUCAAUGAGCAACAUCUUAAUCAGGUUAGGUUCCCCUAUAAGAAUGAUGUGCCUCGGGAAACAAUAUGCACAUACAAUGCAUUAUUGCACUACUUUUUAUACCUGAUGCCACUAUGUGAGCAGUUAUAACUGGUUCAGCUUCUUGUUCCAUGUGAAUAGGGGAUCCAAUUUGUGCUGCUCCAUCGGGGACUAGGGGUAAUGCUGUUUCAGAGUUCAUUCUGUCAGUGGGUAUGUUUCUAAACCAGGGAUAUGGCAUGAUGAUUUUGCACUCCCAACAUUACCUGACAUGGUCAUCAAUGGAAUUUCAACCGGCGCCACUCCCCGCCCACGUUGCUCUGCAAAAAAAUAAUUGAUUUCUCCUGUCAAAAGUAUGAAACCUUACUUCAGCGGUCAAGUUAUACCAGAUGGUCUAUUACCUUGGUGAUGCAUGAUUCUCGACCGGUUCCUACCUAUGCGUUCAUACCGACUCCGCAUGUCCUCAUCACUGUCUGAUGACUCAAAGCCAAUAUCUGGCUCCAUCACCUGUUUACCAGGGUCAUCUGCUGCAAUUUCCGCUAUGCGGCUGCGGCGCCGAGCUUCGUAGCCUCCUUCCUCAAUUACCACAGGUGGCAGUCGUGCUACACGUGCCUGAUCUGCAAGGGAUGCAUCUGCAGCAACAACACAGUUUGUUAGAUCAGAAAGGAGUAAUUUUGUAAUUUUCUGAAUUUAGUUCUGAACUUGGUUUUUACCUAUUGCUGCAACCAACUGUCGAUCAUCUUCUGAAGAAGUGUCGUAGCUUUCAUCGUCUUCACCUGUUGCAUUCAGGUGAUCAGAUGUAAUUCAAAUUUUACUUUUCUUAUCACAAAUGACAGAACAUGUCAUAACCAUGUAUACGUACUGAAUUGUAAACCUAUGUGUUGGGGAGGUACCUGAUUCACUCA
Aegilops tauschii subsp. strangulata is the source of this 3647-nucleotide messenger RNA. RefSeq lists its product as uncharacterized. NCBI's taxonomy places the organism in Eukaryota, Viridiplantae, Streptophyta, Magnoliopsida, Poales, Poaceae. The record is from RefSeq and is a predicted model, not a curated record.